Molecule: messenger RNA, 2124 nt
Organism: Oppia nitens
Lineage: Eukaryota; Metazoa; Arthropoda; Arachnida; Sarcoptiformes; Oppiidae
Gene: CCT7
Product: T-complex protein 1 subunit eta-like
Exons: 4
Coding region: 228-1856 (542 amino acids)
Biological process (GO): protein folding
Cellular component (GO): chaperonin-containing T-complex
Molecular function (GO): ATP-dependent protein folding chaperone; ATP hydrolysis activity; ATP binding
Source: RefSeq, a predicted model, not a curated record
GGUUUUCAAUGCAGGCGUGUAUUCAAUGCAUUCAUAUAUUAAACACACAAUAAAAGCCAUACAUUAUUACCAGUAGUUGUCUAUCAAUAGAGUCAUUGAAAAUAAUUAUUGUCUCAUAAAAAAAAAGUUAUUAUUAUUUAGACAUCGAUUAAGAUAAUAAAGACAUUAUCACUUGAUUGGAUCAAUUGAUUUAAUAAGUGACUCAUAAAGAGAUAGACAAUUUCACAAUGAAAAUGAUGAACGCACCGAUAAUACUGCUGAAGGAUGGUUCAGAGUCAUCGCAGGGCAAGAGUCAGGUGAUCCAGAAUAUAACUGCGUGUCAGAGCGUUGCCGAAGCUGUUCGCACCACUCUUGGACCGAGAGGUAUGGAUAAACUGAUUGUCGACUCGAGCGGAAAGGUCACGAUCAGCAACGACGGCGCUACUAUUCUUAAGCGACUGGAUAUUAUCCAUCCGGCGGCUAAAACACUGGUCGAUAUCGCUAAAUCACAGGACGAUGAGGUAGGCGACGGUACGACCUCUACGGCAUUGUUUGCCGCCGAGUUUCUCAAACAGGCCAAACCGUUUAUCGAGGAUGGCGUUCAUCCGCAGAUUAUCAUUAAAAGUUAUCGUAAGGCUCGACAACUGUGUAUCGAUAAGAUUAAUGAGAUAUCAAACAAGUUAUCGAAAGACGACCUCAAAGGUAAGCGAUCACUUCUUGUGAAGUGUGCGCUCACGACUUUGAGCUCGAAACUGGUGUCACAGCAGAAGGAGUUCUUUGCCAAUAUGGUGGUCGAAGCUGUCCUCCAAUUGGACGAACACACAAUGCCGCUCAAUAUGAUCGGCAUCAAGAAGGUUACCGGCGGUGGACUCGAGGAGUCGAUGCUAGUGUCGGGCGUGGCUUUCAAAAAGACCUUUUCCUAUGCUGGCUUCGAGAUGCAACCGAAACAAUACAAGAAUCCGAAGAUUGCUUUACUUAAUGUAGAGCUCGAGUUGAAGGCAGAGAAAGAUAAUGCCGAGAUUCGAGUGGACAAUGUCGAAGAGUAUCAAAAGGUGGUGGACGCAGAAUGGGAAAUACUGUACGAAAAGCUUAAGAAGAUUCACGAUAGCGGAGCCAAAGUGGUUCUCUCAAAGUUGCCGAUCGGAGAUGUGGCCACUCAGUACUUUGCCGAUCGAGAUCUGUUCUGUGCCGGCCGCGUACCUGAAGAGGAUCUCAAGCGUACAAUGCGUGCGUGCGGCGGAUCUAUACUGACCACGUGUUACGAUCUAAGCGAUGGUAAUUUAGGCACGUGUGAAGACUUUGAAGAAUUACAAAUAGGAGGCGAAAGAUUCAAUAUAUUAAAAGGAUGUCCAAACUCUAAGACAGUGACAAUUAUCUUGAGAGGUGGUGCCGAACAGUUUAUCGAAGAGACCGAGAGGUCACUGCACGACGCCAUUAUGAUUGUGAGGAGAGCCCUGAAAAAUGAUGCCAUAGUUGCCGGCGGCGGUGCCAUCGAAAUGGAACUGUCGAAGUAUUUGCGCGAUUAUUCGCGAACCAUUGUCGGCAAAGAACAACUGUUGAUCGCCGCGAUGGCCAAAGCUUUCGAAGUGAUUCCCCGACAGUUGUGCGAUAACGCCGGCUUCGAUGCGACCAACAUAUUGAACAAAUUGCGUCAAAAACACUCGCAAACCGGUAACGAAUGGUUCGGUGUCGACAUACUUAACGAAGAUAUUGCAAACAAUUUCGAUGCUUGUGUUUGGGAACCGGCAGUCGUGAAGGCGAACGCCAUUAUUGCCGCAACAGAGGCCGCGUGUUUGAUAUUAUCUGUUGACGAAACUAUUAAGAGUCCGAAGUCACAGACUGAACAAUCACAGGCCGCCCAACGUAUGGGAAUGUAAUGUGAUUUACAACUAAUAAUAUUUAUAUAAACUUAUCAUUUGCUGACCAUUUUGUGUGGUAUCUAAUUAUGUGUUAUCAAUGGAGAGACCAUUUAAGGAGUUAUUUCUUCUGCUUUUUUUUAAAUCAAAGAUAUGUUUGUUUUUACAUAAUUUUUGUUACACUAUAUAUAUAUUAACAAAUUGUCAUUUAAUUAAGCAAUUAAUUAUUUUUAACUAUACUCUAUGUUAAUAAAGCAAUUAAUUUAAACUAUAUUUAUAUGCGUAAUUA